AUGGGCAAUACAGCGUCGCUUGACGCAGCAGGCGAGUCGCAGCUGACUGGGUUGGCGGCAGCGGCGUACCAGGGAGACGAAGGGCGGGCCAAGCGACUGAUCCGGAAGAAGGCAAAGGUGAACGGGACGGACAAGAACGGACGGACACCGCUGCACUGGGCGUGCACGCGGGGGCACCUGGGCAUGGUCCGACUGCUGCAGACGCAUGGCGCACGGAUGGAUGUGGAAGAUUGGGUCGAUGGCUCUACUCCGCUCAACAAUGCUGUUCACUCGGGAUCGGUGCCGACGGUCGAGUACCUGCUCGAGCGCGGCGCACCGGUGAACAAAGUCGAUACGCAGGCGCGAUCGGCGUUGCAUUUUGCUGCUCAUGGCGGCGAUGUUGAGAUGGGCAAGCUGCUUGUCUCGCACCGGGCCGAUCUGGACCCGGUCGACAAGCAAGGUCGAACGCCGCUGCAUUGGGCCGUCUUUGCCGGCCAUCAGGGCUUUAUCGAAAUGUUGCUCUCGUUUGGCGCAGAUGCCAAUGUGGCCGAUGAGUGCGGGCGAACGCCAACUAUCUACGCUGCGCAUCUUGGGCAUGCCUCGUGCCUGGAGGUCAUCAUCGAGGGCGGCGGCGACGGCCGUGCCGCCGACGAGCAGGGCAUGCGCGCGCUCGACCACGCCCGCCACAACAAACACCGCGCGUGUCUGGAGCUCCUCCGCAAGCUCGCCUUUCCGCUGCCUGGCGACGACAACUACGACGAAGAGGUCCGCCUGCUGAAGGAGGACGAGGCGUCCAAGUCGAAGCACAGCGGCACGACCAAGUCUGCCGAUCCAGGCCAGAGCGACGAGCUUACUGCUGCUGAAGCCGACGAUGGUGCCGUCUCCAACCUUGCGCUUGCCGUCGAUGUUGAUGUCGACGCGAGCGAGAGCCACGCCGUGACGCGCCGCCGCUCGCAGAGCAAGAGCAAGAGCAAGAGCAAGAGCAAGAGCAAGGAGAAGGACGUGAGUGGCGACGAGCCAGCAGAUAACAGCCCCACGUUGCGCAACAAGGCUGUGGCUGCGGAUGCGAGACCGGGCGAGCCGCGGUCGCCGGUCUCGCACCUCAAGGGCAACAAGGCGGCGAUGAUCAACUCGCCGCGGCGUGAGGCGAGCCCGGCGGGGACAUCACUUCUGGUGGCGCGGUCGCCGACGCCGCGCGUGCGGGCACCGAGCCCGGCUCAGAUCCGGCAAGCGCAGCUCGAGUCAUCAGGCGACGGAGUCAUGCUCUUUGAAGAUUUUUCCGACGAGUACGACGAUCUCGACAAUGUGGCCAUCACUGCGUCGGCGGCAGCGCCAGUAGCGGUGGUGGCGGCGGGGCCGGGAGCGAGCGGUGCUUCGCACGGCGUCAACGUCAUUGCCUCCGAGUCGAUGGACGCGCUUGACUUGCCGCCGCCGGACGGCGGUGCAUCGUCGGAUGGUGGAGCAGGCUUGCGAGUGUCACCGGUCGAGGCGCUGGUCACCCCGCGACCACACGAGCCGACUGCCGAGCCACCGGCUGAUGCGGUUGUUCCCAUCGCGAUCGACGUGGCGUCGGCCCAAGAGAACGUCGCCGCGCUGAGAGCCCGCGUCGACGAGCUGCAGACUUUACUUGCGGGCGAGCGGGCCAAGAACUCGGAGCUCCAGGCCGCGCUCGAAGACGCGCAGUGGGAGCGGAACAAGGCGCUCAGUGAGGCUGAGGCGAGCAAGGCCAAGCUGGCGACCGAGCUCGCGCGGAUCAAGGCGGUUAAGGCUGGGGCGGCGACUAGUCGCGAGGCGAGUGUGGCCGUCACCGCCGACGGUGUCCGCGCGCACCCGCUCUUUGUCGAGCUCGAGGAGCAGUACGCCGAACUGCUCGCCAGACACGACGAUUUGGAGGAGGCGUUCGAGGCUGCCCGAGUUGGUUGGGAGCUCGAGCGGUCCGGCCUUCAGGCCAAGGUCCUCAAUGCGGCCAAGGCCGACGGGCACGCUGAUCUGGUGAAGGAGAUGCGGAACUUGCAACGCGAGCUGGACGCGGCCGAGGACGCGCUGAAGGCACGGGAGGCGUCGGAGCGGGCGCUGCGGCGGCAGCUGAUGGCAUCGUCGCCGCCAUCGUCGCCAGCUGCCAGCGGUGACAGCGUCGCCAGGGUCUCACACGAUGUUGACCAGCUGCGCGAAGAGCUGGGGGCGGCACAGGCAGCGGCGGUUGAGGCCGACAUGGCGCUGUCAGCGCUCAAGGCCAAGUACGAGAAGGCCAAAGUCUCGGCAACAGAGCUCAAGUCUGCGUACACCUCGCUCAAAGUCAAGCACACGACCGAGGCUGAGACCGCGGCGGCGCAGAUCGCCAUGCUUGAGAGUGAGCUGCGGAGCAUGGCUGCUGGCGACGGCCGGGCCGCCGCAGACAAUAAGGUUGCGCUGCUGGAGCAGGUCCGCUCGCUACAGGAGCAGGUGACGGCGUCGUCGACUGCGCUUGCCGAAGCGCAAGCCAUGCACAAGCUGGAGCUCACCCAGGCCCGCGACGAGGCUGACGGCGCGCGGACCGACCUUGUUCUGGUCCGCGGCAAGCUUGAUGCGGCCAACGCCCAGCUCGCCAAGUAUGAGGCCGGCGAAGCCUCGUCGACCGCCGCUGUCGUCUCGCUCACCCGCGACAACGAGGAUCUGGCUGAGCAAGUGGCGGCGCUCAAAGAGGCCCAGGCGGCAGCGUCGACCCGCGCCAACGUUGGCGCUAUGCGCAAGCUCGCCGCCGCAAACGCGCAAAUCUCCGAGCUUGAGAACACGGUUGUGGCCGCCGAGCAUUCUGCCGAGCAAGCGACUGCAUCUGUCGCAACGCUGCGUGCUCGCGUGUCAGAGCUGGAAGCUGAGCUUGAGAAUGCCUCGCGGGCCGAGGCCGAGGUUCAGCAGGCGGCGGAAGUGGAGGCCGGGUUGCAGGCCGAGAUUGACGGGCUGAAGCGAAAGCUGGCGCGGGCCGAGGCCGAGGCUGAGCGUGUUGCCGAGCUAGAGGCGGAGCUCGACAAUGCCAAGGCGACGACCGGGCGUGGCAGCGAUGAUGACGACGGCGAGGUGGCCGAGCUCAAGGCUAAGAUUGGAGGUCUGGAGCGGAAGCUGGAGACCGAGCUCGAGCGCGGGGCCGAGGCCGAGGCCGAGGUUCGUACACUCAAGCGCAAGCUCGCACGGGCCGAGGCCGAGGCUGAGCGUGGCAGCGAUGAUGACGACGCCGAGCUCAAGGCUAAGAUUGGAGAUCUGGAGCGGAAGCUGGAGCGGGCUGACGCGCGAGCGGCCGAGCUGGAGACCGAGCUCGAGCGCGGGGCCGAGGCCGAGGCCGAGGUUCGUACACUCAAGCGCAAGCUCGCACGGGCCGAGGCCGAGGCUGAGCGUGUUGCCGAGCUAGAGGCGGAGCUCGACAAUGCCAAGGCGACGACCGGGCGUGGCAGCGAUGAUGACGACGGCGAGGUGGCCGAGCUCAAGGCUAAGAUUGGAGAUCUGGAGCGGAAGCUGGAGCGGGCUGACGCGCGAGCGGCCGAGCUGGAGACCGAGCUCGAGCGCGGAGCCGAGGCCGAGGCCGAGGUUCGUACACUCAAGCGCAAGCUCGCACGGGCCGAGGCCGAGGCUGAGCGUGUUGCCGAGCUAGAGGCGGAGCUCGACAAUGCCAAGGCGACGGCCGGGCGUGACAGCGAUGAUGACGACGGCGAGGUGGCCAAGCUCAAGGCUAAGAUUGGAGGUCUGGAGCGGAAGCUGGAGACCGAGCUCGAGCGCGGAGCCGAGGCCGAGGCCGAGGUUCGUACACUCAAGCGCAAGCUCGCACGGGCCGAGACCGAGGCUGGGCGUGGCAGCGAUGAUGACGACGGCGAGGUGGCCGAGCUCAAGGCUAAGAUUGGAGGUCUGGAGCGGAAGCUGGCGCGGGCUGACGCGCGAGCGGCCGAGCUGGAGACCGAGCUCGAGCGCGGGGCCGAGGCCGAGGCCGAGGUUCGUACACUCAAGCGCAAGCUCGCACGGGCCGAGGCCGAGGCUGAGCGUGUUGCCGAGCUAGAGGCGGAGCUCGACAAUGCCAAGGCGACGGCCGGGCGUGGCAGCGAUGCUGACGGCGGCGAGGUGGCCAAGCUCAAGGCUAAGAUUGGAGGUCUGGAGCGGAAGCUGGCGCGGGCUCAGGCCGAAUCGGCUAGCACCAGGGACAGUCUGGUCGCUGCCGAGGCCAACGUUCGCACGCUGAAUCGCAAGCUCGCACGCGCUUUGUCUGACACCGAGGUGGUGGCGACGCUAGAGCGCGAACUUGCUGCAACCCGGCGUGAGCUGUCGCAGGCUAAGGUCGCUGCCAAUCACGCAGAAGAGCUUGAGCGCCAGUUGGAGGCCACCCAAAACUUUAGCAGCGGCGAGCAAGAUAUGGCCGAGAUCCAGGCUGAGGUCCAUGUAGUUCGCCGAAAGCUUGCUCGCGCCGAGGCCGAGUUGGCGCGAGUCACCAGUGACGAGCAGGAGGCGCGCGCCGAGGCGCGGGCGGGUGCUGUCCGCGCCGCUGAACUCGAGUCGCAAAUUGCAUCGUUGGAGAGCUCUCUGGCCCGUGCCGAGGGCGCGCAGCGGGCCGCCGAAGCUCGGUUGCAUGACCAGCUGGAACACGAGGCCCACGCUGCCGCCGAGACGCUGCGUGGUGCUGCGUCUACUGACGCCACGGCCUCGUUGGAGGCGCUUACCGCAAAAUCAAGCGCGCUCAUGGCCGAGCUGCGGUCAGAGCUGGACAGUGCCAGGGCCUCGCUCGCCAAGCGUGAACUCGAGCUCCAGCGACUCCGCGCCGACCUGGACGGCACCCGGCUGCGGCUCGAGACAGAGACCAGCGCCCGAAAGACAGCCGAGGCCGAGGCCGACGCGGCGCGGCGCGAUGCCGACGCAUGCCGUACCCAGGCGCAAAAGCUCGAGCGGAGUGUGCUCUCGCUUGAGAAUUCUGCUGCACGGCACGAUUCCGGCGAUGGGCUCCGAAUGGCUCAUGCAGAGCAGAUGCGCGAGGCCCAAGCGGUAACCGAGCGUCUUGAAGCCGAUCUUGCCCGUGCGAGGACCGAGACUGUAUCUGCGCAGCGUGAAGUGUCCAGUCUUUGCGCUGACGCCGACGUGCUGCGGAUGCAGCUCGAGGCUGCUGAAGCAUCCGCCGCCACACUCCGGGGCGAGGUGAGCAAGGCCCGCAAGUCGGCACUUGCGGCACAGCAGGCGGCACAGAACUCGGAGCUGCAGCUUGCCGAGGCGGCGUUUACGUCGGCGAUGAGCGGCCGAGCCGUACCUGUUGUUACCGAGCGCUCACAAGAUCGUGCCGAGGCUGUCGCAGCCCGUGACGCUGCGCGCCGCGAUGUUUCGCGCGCCGAGGCUGCGCGCGCUGAUGCUGAGCUCGAGCGCGAUGCAGCGGUGGCCAAGGUUGGCGUGCUCGAGCGGACGCUGGCAAGCCUGCGGAAUCAGCUGAGCGAGGAGCAGGCGGCGCUGGCGCUGGAGCAGUCCAGAAGCGCAUCGCUCUCGGCUCGUGCCAGCUCGAUGUCAGCAGCUAACGCUACACUCCGUACCGAGCUCGCCGAGUCUGCGGCCACACCGCCAGGCGCGUCGCCAGACAAGGUACGGCUACUGGAGGCACAGCUCGCCGAGGCACGUGCGCGCGCCGACGCCAUCGAGUCUGCGGCGCUGCGCAAGUCGAUGGCCGCAGCGUCUGCGGCAGACUCGGCCCUGCAUCUCGCCGACACGCUCACUCACUCCAAGGCGCAGCUUCAGGAGCUGGUAGUCUCGCACGAGGGGACAAUUGCGUCGCUGAAGGCGGAGCUGGCGCUUGCCCAGACCCGCGGGCCGGCGUUGGUGUCGGCGUCGGAGCAGGCCAGCCGGACCCGACGUGCUGGUGCCACCACGGAGAGGCGAAUCUCCGAGCUUGAGCUUCAGCUUGAGCAUGCCAACACCCGCAUCGCGCACCUCACGGCGCACGUUGACCUCCUCGAGGCCGCGGCGGCAUCGCCAGUCAAGGCGGCGUCAACCCGUGUCGAGGCCGAGUCGCUAGCGGCAGCACGGGCGUCUGCUGCGUCGCUGAGGGCCGAGCGGGACGAGCUGGCGGCGUCGCUGGCGGCGUACCAGGCAGGCGCAACGACUGUGACCGAGGCGGCACGGCUGCGGUCCCAGCUCCAGUCGGAGAUUCGCAAUCACGCGGCGACCAAGUCAGAGCUCGCCGCAUUGCGGGCGACACUGACCUCGCUUGACGUCUCGUUUGCUGCCGACGAGGCGCGGACGCCGGCGCCUGCCCGGGCCGGAGGCGAUCCAGAGCUGGCGGCGGUGACGGCAAACACCCGGCAUGAGACUCAAAAGCUCUCGCUCUUACUGGAGCUCCUCGAGUCAACACGUGUUCAACUCGAUGCGGCAUGCGCGCGAUGCACCGAGCUCGAGGCACUCAACUCGAGCCUCAACGCGUCGCUGCUGGAAAAGAACAAGAAGAUUGGACACCUUGAGGCAGCCUGCGACGCGCUGCGGGAGCGAGUCCGCUCACUCACCGGCUCGCUCGCUUCGGCCGGUGAGACGUCGUCGCCGCUCUCGCCAACCAAGCACCGCAAGCUGCGUCAUUCCAAGACCCAGACCAAGUCGCGAACGGCCGAGCUGUAUCGCGAGUUGAGGGCCGAGCUUGCGGCAUCGUCGGCGGGGUCGAGCGGGCCCGAGGCUCUGCGAUCGGCGCCCGAGUCUGCCGACGUCGCUCACCUCCGCGCCGAGCUCACAGCGCUGCAGUCCAAGGUAGCGUCAACCGAGGCGCAUCUUGCCAACACGCAGCGGCAGUAUGCGCAUGGCAUCGAGGUUGUAGUUUCGGAGCUGGCAUCGCUCUCGACAGCUAUGGCCUCGGCGCCGAGUACAGCACAGACAUCGUCGCCGGGGCCGGACAUAUCCGCGCUGGCGGAGCAGAUUUCCGCGCUCCAAGCAACCCUCGAGGGCGCGCACAUUGCGUACCGUCCGUCACGCGGCCGCACCGGCUCAGACGCCGGCUCGGCGGCGUCGGCCGGGACGAUGCACCUCUCGGCGCUCGGAUGGAGUGCACCCAGGGAGGUGCAGACGGCGCGGUUUGCAAACACGUCCAACUUGCCGGACGCGUCUGCGCUGCCACUGCAUCACGCGGCGUUUGUGGGGGACAGCACCGCAGCGAGUGGAGCGCUGGCGCAUGUCCACGACCGCGACAACCUGGGGCGGACGCCGCUGCACUGGGCGGCACACGCCGGACACGCCGACGUGGCCAACCUCCUGCUCUCUGUUCCGGACGUCUUUGUCGACGCCCGGGACGCAUCUGGUAAGACUGCACUGUACUGGGCGGCGUAUCGUGGGCACGAAGGUGUGGUCGACGCGCUCCUCCAUGGCGGGGCGUCGCCGGAUUUGGCGUCGAAGAGCGGCGCUAGCCCGCUGCAAAAGGCGGCCCAGGCCGGUCAUGGCGCUGUUGUGCAGCUGCUGCUGCGGCACGGGGCAGAUCCAGCGCCGGUUGACCAUGCCGGGACGACGCCGCUUCACGCUGCUGUCCGGCGGGGCCAUCUCGGUGUUGUGGAGCAGCUGGUCGACGGCCUGCUGGGGCAAGCCGAGUACACACCGGCCGCCGGGCUCGACGCCCAGGACGCGCGCGGCGAGACAGCACUCCAUGCAGCGGCGCGUGGCGGCAACGUGCUUGCGGCGCAGAUCCUUGUCGGUGCCGGGGCGUCGACCCAUGUCCGGAGCAGCUCUGGACGGACGGCGGCCGAAGUGGCCGACGCGCACGGGCACACGCGGGUAAGCGCCAUGCUCUGACGCAGCUGGCAGCUGACGUUGUGUAUUGGGCGGGGCGCGGCUAUCAAUCACGAGCGACCGAUGAUGGUGCGGACUUCAUCGGCGUCGAGGGUCUCCUUCUCCAAGAGGGCGUCGGCGAGGAGGUCGAGCUCGUGGCGGUGCGAGAGCAGAAGUGACUUUGCGCGAGCGUACGACUCAGCGAGGAGGCGGGCGACCUCGUCCUCGAUGAGCGAGCGGAGGCGGGGCGAGGAGCCGAGCGCGGUGUCCUCGGCGAUAAACGUGGGCCAAGCUUGGGCGACAUGCCGUACUUUGUGACCAUCUUGUAGGCAACGUCUGUGGCCUUUUGCAGA
This is a messenger RNA of Thecamonas trahens ATCC 50062, 8063 nucleotides long. Its product is annotated as ankyrin. NCBI's taxonomy places the organism in Eukaryota, Apusomonadida, Apusomonadidae. The transcript is spliced from 2 exons. Gene Ontology annotation, molecular function: protein binding. The record is from RefSeq and is a predicted model, not a curated record. Bases 1 to 7734 code for a protein of 2577 amino acids.